Molecule: messenger RNA, 408 nt
Organism: Pelecanus crispus (Dalmatian pelican)
Lineage: Eukaryota; Metazoa; Chordata; Aves; Pelecaniformes; Pelecanidae
Source: RefSeq, a predicted model, not a curated record
CACUGUUGUAUGACAUUAAGAAGGUGAAUCCAAAGAGGACCAUAGAUGUAGGGUCAUUCCAAGUAAACCCUGACGGGACGCAAGAGAGGAGUAAGGUUCCUUUAGCAAAGUCAGAGAGCAACUUAACAGAGUUGUUGGGACAGAAAAGGAGAUGGGAGAGAUUUGCUCCUAGGUGCCAAACACCAGGCUGGAUGGUGCACCCCGUGCUCUUCCACCCUUCCCAGGGGGUCAGAGACCCAUUUCGUGGCACCGAGGUGAAUUACCAGCAGCUCCCUAAAUACUGGGUAUCCUCCUUUUUAUCAUCCUUACAAUGGGAAAGUAUCAUAGAAGAGUAUGAAGAUGAAAUAUUCUCACUUAUCGCCCAAGAGGCAGACUAUCUAGCUGACAAGCUGUGCAGUGAAAAAUCAG